AUGUCAAAGAAACAAGAGAAAUUAAAAAAAGAAUUAUUGGUAUAAGUAAGCAGAGAUGUUUAAAAUCCUUAAGAUUCUUAAAAAGAAGCAUUUAAAUUAGUUUAGAAUGCAAAUGAAAAAUUUUAAUAAUUUGAAUUUGAUCUUAAAAACCAUUAGAUGAUGAAAUGUUAAAAUAAAGAGGUUCAUCCAAAAAAAAUGUCUAGUUUGCAAAAGCAUUCAAUUCAUUUGAUAUUUUAUAAAUAUAUUUCAUAAAAAUAAUUUAUAUUAUAUAUUUAUCAUAAAUUAUAUAUAUAUUUAUUAUACUCUAAAGUCCAAAGCAGAAAUAGAUAGAUAAAAAUCAAUAGAAAAUACAAAGACGAAAAACUAAUCUUAUAACCAUAGAUUAAGUAAAAUGAAAUUAAAGCAUAGUUACCUAAAAUUUAGAAUUAGCCUCAAAUAAGGAAAGCAAAUUAUAAAACCUAUAUAAAAUAUUAAUCUUAAAUAAGAGAAAUCAAUAGUAGUAAUUCGAGAUAAAAGCAAUUACUAAAGGAAAAUUAAGAUUUAAUAAGAAUAACUAAUCAGAGAUACCUAAAAAACAAUAACCAAUCACACAUAAUCAACAGUAGAUGAUUUAUGGAAACUAAAAUAAAAAAUAAUUAUUAUCUAAAAAGUGAAUCUUCAAGUGGGUUCGAUGAAAUUAAAAGAGAAAAGGAUAAUUAUGGUCAUUCUUGUAGAAAAAAUUCAAAGGAAGAGAAAUUGCUAAUAAAUAUAAAGAAAUUUUAUUAAAAAAUUAAGAAUCUGCUUAAUAAUUAUAAUUAUAAUUGAAUGAAUAGAAUAGAAUAUUGAAAAAACAAAAUUAAUUACAGAAAAUAUUAAACUUUCAAACAUAAAUGAUAUGCUUUAAUAAGAAAUUAGAAACUAGAAUCAAUAGAUAGGUCAAUCCAAAAUGUAAAUUGAAUAAUUGGAUAAAUAAUUAUAUGAUUUAAAAUAAGCAUCUAGAUCUAAAUUAUUAAUUAUUAAAGAUUAAUUAUAAGAGUCUAAAUUUCAAUUUGCAGAAUUAGAAAACAGAAUAAUUAUUUGAACAAAGCUAUAGAUACAUUUGAGUAGAAUCUAAAAUAGUUUGAAUCAGAAGUUGGGAGAUAAUAGAAAAUCAAUUUUUAAUAAACAUAGAUAGCAGCUUAAGAUAAAUUGUCUAUAUUAGAGAAAGAAGGUACAAUUGAAAGAUUACAGAAAUUCAAUCAUUAAUUGAGUAUUGAUCUAAAUUAAAUAAAUACAUUGUAGAAGGAAGUGAAUGAGAAAUUUAAAAGUUUAUUGGCAGCAUAUAAUAUUUUAGAGAAUUAGAAAAUUUCAAUAGAGAAUGAUUUAGAAUUUAGAAAAAAGGAUUAAUAAGAACAUUUGAGUUGUUUAAAAGAAAAGAUUUAGAAACUUACAAAUUUGAAAGGUAUAUAUGAUGAGGAAUUGAAAAAAUGUAAAAAUUAGUUUAAGCUACAAAGGCUGAGAGAUUAAUUUUAAUUAUAAUAUGAAUAAAUGAAGGUUUUGUGUUUUGAAUCUGAAGUAUUGAGAAAGAGACUUAAACUAAGAGAAGUAGAAAAUGAUUAAUUACAAUUUGAUAAUGAUAAAUUUAAAUGGAGUGUGAGAAAAGAUCCAAAUGGUAUAUUGUCAGAUUUAAAAAUAAUGAAGUUAUAACCAGAAAAUCCUAAUGCUUAAGUAUAGGAAGAAAAUGAUAGGUAUAUAUGAAUUUUUUUAUAUAUAGAUUAACUGCAGAAAAUAAAUAGUUAAUGAAAUAGAUUUAAUAAAUUGAAUUAUAUGUUCAAGAAGUAAAAUCAAUGUUUGAUAGGGAGAGAUCAUUUUUGGAAGAGAAAGUGUUUCAUAAAGAGAAUGAAAUUAAUGAAAUUAUUAUAAAAAAUCAUCAUGAAAUGGCUGAAAUUGAAAAUAAAUAUCAAGAUAUUCAAAGGAGAUAGGACACAAUGAAAACAAAACAAGAUAAACCCGUCAACCCUAUCAACAAUAAUCAUAUUGUCAAUAUAAUCAAUCUAAUAUGGUUCAACAAUCAGGCUCUAAGGUCUCUCUUUAUAAUGUACCUUAACUAUAAGCGAAAAUUAAAUCCUAUAUUUGAUUUACUUAAAUAUUAUUAAAUGAUUUAUAUUUAUAUAUUUGCUGCCCUCCUUGUUGUAGCCUUAAUCAAAUUUAUAUGGAAAAGUCUUAUAAAUCCCAAAGGUCCAACUGCUUUAGAGCCCAAACAUAAGCGGGAAUAUUUAACUUGUUAAUUGAUAGAGAAAACCAAAUUGAGUCAUGACACAUAUAAUUUUAAAUUUGCUCUUCCAUCUAAAAGACACGUAUUGGGAAUCGAAGUAGGAUAGCAUAUUAUCUUACAGUAAUUUAAAUUUUAACUAUUUAGUGAGCAAAUAAAAACUAGGGAAUAUCCUGAAGGAGAGUUAGUGGAGAGGAAAUACACUCCCACUAGUCCAGUUGAUUAGAAGGGCAAUUUUGAUUUAUUAAUCAAAAUCUAUAGAGCUAAUGAGCAUCCUAAAUUUCCUGAUGGAGGUAAAUUAACUUCUUGGAUUGAAAAUAUGAUUGUAAAAUUAAUUUAUAUUAUAAGCCAGGGGAAUCUAUUCAUAUUACUGGUCCUGGAGGUAGAUUAAUAUAUUUAGGAUAUGGAAAUGUUUAGAUCAAUAAAAUGCCAUAAUUAUAUAGAAAAAAAUAUAAAAAAAUAGUGAUGAUUGCUGGUGGAUCAGGAAUCACACCAAUGUAUUAAAUUAUACAAGCUGUAGCCACAAAUAAUAAUGAUAGAACUCAAUUAGCAUUACUUUUUGCUAAUAAAUCUGAAGUAAUAAUUAUUAUUCUAUCAUAUUAGUAAGACAUUUUAUUAUACAAUGAGUUGAAAGCAUUUGCUGCAUUAAAGAAACUAACUCUACAUUUGACUUUAGACAAUGUAAAUAAUUAUUAAAUUAUGAUUAGCCUCCUGCUUAAUGGGUUGGUUUUUCUGGAUUUGUCACUAAAGAUAUGACUGAAUAAGCAUUUGGUAAAUUAGAUAAUCAAACUUUGGCUUUGACUUGUGGUCCUCCUAUGAUGAAUUCAUUAGCUAGAACAAAUUUCUAAUAAUUGGGAAUGAAUAGUGAUGAUAUUUUUGAGUUCUGAG
Paramecium pentaurelia is the source of this 3118-nucleotide messenger RNA. NCBI's taxonomy places the organism in Eukaryota, Ciliophora, Oligohymenophorea, Peniculida, Parameciidae. The record is from the annotation of a GenBank genome assembly.